This is a messenger RNA of Epithele typhae, 432 nucleotides long. RefSeq lists its product as uncharacterized. The transcript has 3 exons. Bases 1 to 432 code for a protein of 143 amino acids. Lineage: Eukaryota; Fungi; Basidiomycota; Agaricomycetes; Polyporales; Epitheliaceae. The record is from RefSeq and is a predicted model, not a curated record.
AUGACUGCAAUGAAGGAGAGUCUGGAUCGCAGCACAGAUGACUGGGGCACUGCGUUAGGACCCUGGCUGCAGCACGCUGCAGUCCACAUACUUCGAGUGAACCCUGCCUCGUUUCAGCAACCGGUCUUUUCCGCGCUCCGUGCUACUGCAGUAGUGGUCCGCGCUCUCAUCGCUCUCACCACCUGGGCUACUACGGCUUGGCCGCCGCGAAGAUCGCUUGCUGGAACCCUUGCCGACAAGUGCAACAAGCCUGCUGCCGGGCUUCGAAUGCUGCAGGAGCUUCUAGUCGACGUGCAUACCCUCUGCAUCAGCACCAUCCAUAGCAGCUACUGGCCGCACUGGGAGGGUUUCUCGGAUUCCGGAUCGGCUUUGUCGACAGGCUUCACUGCAGUGCUAGAGUCCAUCCCUUGGGCGUCAGAUCUCUGGCCGUAA